AUGAUGAGACGGAGUGUGUUGGUGGUGUUGGGCUUGCUCGUCGGUUCGGCCUACAGCAGUUGCCUCGGCGGAGGCUGUGGCGGAGGAUCCUCUGGUGGCAUCAGCCGCUCCUACGGAGGACCAACCAAUAGCUUCGGAAGUUCCGGAGGAGGCGGAUCCUUCGGAGGAGGAUCCUUCGUGGGAGCUCUGGCGGAGGCGGUGGAGGAGGAUUUGGUGGAGGCUCCUUUGGAGGAGGAUCCUUUGGCGGCGGAGGUGGCGGUUCUUUCGGAGGUUCAGGCGGCGGUGUGUCUGGCAGUUACCUGCCACCCUCCGGAAAAUAACUGCAUCUACAGGAGAAACAUAUGUUCUAUUAAAUUUUGUUACGGCGGACCAAGUAAUAUCUUUGGAGGAGGAGGUAGCGGCGGAUAUUUCGGAAGUGGCGGGGGAUCCUUUGUCAGAAGCGGCGGUGGUUUCGUCGGCGGAGGAGGAUCCUUCGGCGGGGAAGUGAGCAACACUUACAAUGGCCCAAGCAAUAACUUCGGAGGCUCUGGCGGAGGCGGUGGAGGAGGAUUUGGUGGAGGCUCCUUUGGAGGAGGAUCCUUUGGCGGCGGAGGUGGCGGUUCUUUCGGAGGUUCAGGCGACGGUGUGUCUGGCAGUUACCUGACACCCUCCGGGAAAUAA
Penaeus monodon (black tiger shrimp) is the source of this 660-nucleotide messenger RNA. RefSeq names its product loricrin-like. The coding region runs from base 1 to 660 and encodes 219 amino acids. The record is from RefSeq and is a predicted model, not a curated record. NCBI's taxonomy places the organism in Eukaryota, Metazoa, Arthropoda, Malacostraca, Decapoda, Penaeidae. The transcript is spliced from 4 exons.